UCGAAUCGCUCUGGAAGUCGAGCACAAUCACAAUGUUCUAAUGUCAUUACGAUCUGUACGUGCAGUGAUCAGUGUAGAUCCUUAAUUUUUUCUCUGCAUCGAGGCUAUACAACUAAAGUGAAGCUCCUCUGCUUUUGUCCUUUUGCAAAAAUGGGUUCUGCAAAUAAUGCACACAAGGUGCUCGACGAAAUUCCCCUGAAGCAACUCUUACUAUGUUGCAGUUCGCUUCUCGAAGCUUUUGAAGAAAGGGGCUUGAACUUGGAUCUGAUUAUGUGUGUUCUGAUGACGAUGAUGAUGCUUUUUCUUGAUUUUCAAAGAGAUCGUUAUAAAGGGAACAACUUUUUUCCGCGAGAUUGGGGAUCAGAAACAAAGAGAGAGAUUUGGGAUUUCUUGCGGCUCAAGUAUACAGUUGUAGCUUUCCCGCUAGUCGUCCUUGUCACGUGACUAAACCCAACCGCCUUUUGAAGCAAGGUCUUGCGCUCUUUGAUUUUCUCCCUCGUCUUCUUUUCUUGAACCCCCCAUUUUUCUCCGCACCCAGAAAGGUCUCAAGAAACCCACCAUUUUCCUGAGAAAAAUUUUACGACUUUAUCAGAAGAGGGGAAUUGGUUUUUUCUUCUCCAGUCGACAGGAUAAUUGUCUACCUCUGUUCGAAUUCCGAAGAAACCCAGGAAAAUGGAUGGAAUCCGGAAUAAGAAAGAAUGUUCCUCUUCUACCAUCGUUCUGAGUCCCGCUAUUGAUCAAUCAACGAUGGAAAAGGAAAUCGAUGAGGCUCUUAAGCGUGCCAAAGCUUUACUAUUCUCUGAGAAUCCAAACCCCAUUGAGGCCUUGGAGAUAAUCGAGUCAAUGAAUUGGGUUUACGGGAAGUAUGACUGCUCUGAGCGGCUACAUUUUUUACAAGGUUACAUCUUCCGUCGACUAGCUAAAGCCAUAGAGAACAAGGACGUGAGAUGCACGUACUUGUUGGGUUCUAUAGGGUCAUACCGAAAGUCCAGUCAUCUAUCUCCGGACUCUUUGCCAACCCUUCGUGCCUAUGCAGAUUCGCUUCUCAACUUGGCUGAUGUUCUUGCAUCAGACACGUAUUACGAGAAGGCUGUGCUCAAAGCAAAACAGGGACUAGCCUUACUGAAAUCGAAAGAGAUGCUUGUAUGUCAUGAAGAUACUCGGGGAAGAACGAAAACCCAAGAACACGUAAAAAAGGUGAAGGAAAAACUUGAGAAUUUGAUCAAACUUGUAGAAGUAAAGAUGAGCCGCCGCAAAUUGAAAGUUUUGUAUAUUGCAGCUAAUGGCGCUAAGCAUAAGCUGAGUUCUAGGUUACCUAGAAAGGCACGGCAUCACGCAGAAUGUAGGAGUGAUUCCUCUAUAGCUGAGCGAUUCAGGACCUUUUGGGCUAGAAUGGAUGUUAAAGGAAAAAGAAAGUUUUUUAUAGUGAAAAUCAAGGACCUUGAAGACUAUGUUGAGGAAAAAUAUGGCAGCCCGGGAAGACAAGCGCUGGAGAGAGGUGAAGAGUUUGCUAAGACAAGAAAAAAAUGGAAACUCUGGAAGUGUGGCGCUUGCUCGCAGGAAUUCUAUCGCUCUGCAGAAUGCAAGAAGCAUAUUGAACUUAAACAUAUGGAAAAUAGACCUUCAAAGGAUCUUAUUCCUCAGCGCGCAAGUGAAAGAUGGGGUGAGAUGAUAGAUUUUGGGGAUUGGGAACCAGUGGAUAUAAAGGCAGCAAUAGGAGUUAUGAAAGAUCGAUUUCCACUUGAGAAACAGAUUACUUACGACAAAGGAUGGUCCAAAGAAUGGCCUCUUGCUGGGGAGGAUAAAGCUCGCAGUGACAUCCUCAAGGAGUUCCAUAAGAUCCUGAAAUAUCUUUUUGACCAAAAGAUCCUUUCUUAUAGAUUCUUGGGCUGGUUGAUAGAGUCUACUCAUGAAAAACUUGUAGUAUAUGGAAUUCCACAAAAUUAUCUAGUUUACUUUGACUUGGUUAAUACGGUUCAGUGCCUCUGCUUCUUAGAACUUUGUGAGCUUGAACAUAUCAAAUGUUCCUUGGUAAGCAUGAGAGAAAAUGUCAACUGGGAUUUCAUUUAUAGAGCAGUGGAUGGUUUCUGCUCAAAAUAUCUAGAAAAGGAAAGAAUCUACUCUGAUAACCAAUUUUCUUGUCUGCUUCUGGAUAAGAGACUGCUGAGAGGCAAUAUAGAUUCCUUUGAUGAGGAUGGAAUAGUAGAGGUUUGUUCUUCUGUUAAACAUUACACUGGGGUAACACCUCAGGGUGAUGAGAUCAUAUCCUGGCUAUUCGACUGUCCAUUGAUUGAUCGUCAAUUUUUGGAUCAGAGACCUAUAACAGGCAAUCUUUGUAUAUGGUUGGCAGUUUUUAGAAUUAUUGAAUACAGUUGUUGGAAACUGAAAACCAAAUGUGAAAGGAAAGUGCGCAUACAAGCAUAUUCUGAAGCGUUGGUAAAGGUGGAGGAAUUAUGUGACAGCGAGGAAGGAAACAGAGAAAAUGAUCCAGAAGGAGAGUGGAAGACUUAUGCAUCCAUUCUUCUAGAGAAAAGUCAGAAGCGUGUAAUGAAUAAUGAGGGAAGGUCCAGCGAUACCAUAUGUUUCCUGUCUGUUGUAAGAGAUGUUCUUGAAGGAGCCAAAUCCCCAAGAUUCGAUGACUUACAAAUGGAAAGAUAUUGGGAUUGUUUAUCGGGACCCUCUAAUGUUGAUGAUAAUUCUAUAGUUGAAAAUUUGGCCGCUCUAAAGAUAUCGGCUAAUGAAAAGUUGCAUUUGACCGAUUCGAAGAUUUUGCUGCAUGACCAUUUAAGGGACCUGCUACUGGAUGGCCUCACAAAUCUAUCCAUGUUUGACCACCGUUCAGUUAUCCUACCAUUGAUUAAAUGGUUUUUACGGGAAACGUUAGAAAGAAAGAUAGAUGAGGAUGCCAAAGAGAAGUCAGAGGCCGCAAGAACUGCUCUUUUACUAGCCAUCGAAAAAGAAGAGCACAAAAAAUGUCGGAGGACAAAGAAAACUUCCCGAAGAAAGGAAGGGGAAAACAAGGUUUGCAAUGUGGAAAAUGCUCCAACUUGUUCCCUUUUUGUUUUUUUAUCUGUUUCUGUAAUUGUGUUAGAGAAUGUCUUGAUGAUACUUCAGGAAGCUUCUGCUGAGCCCUGUUCGGUUGACCAGAAAACACAAGUUGAUCCUUCUGUAAGGAAUGAGUGUGACCCAUCAGAUGAAUCUGGACACGUUCCUUGGCUGUUGAAAACUGAGGAAGACCAUCAACUUGAACUAGUGAUUGACAAAGAUAAUGUGGAUGUGAGCGUAAGGGAAGAUCCAUAUCCUGAAGAUGAACCUUCAAGCUCAUGUGAGCAGUUGAAAAAUUCAUCUAACCCCGAUAUUCAAGAGGAAAUUUCUGGAAAUGGUUCAGUUGACCAGAAAACAGAAGUGCAUGAGUAUGACACAUCAGAUGGAUGUGGAGACGUUCCUGAGCUUAUGAAAGCAGAAGAAGAGGAACAACUUGUACAUGUGGAUGAUAAAGACAAUGCAAACAUCAUGGAAGUUCCAUGUCUUGAAGAUGAACCUUCAACCGAGCAGUUGAAAAAUUCAUCUAACCCCAAUAUUCAGAAGGGAAUAUCUGGAAAUGGUUCAGUUGACCAGAAAACAGAAGUUGAUCCUUCUGUUAGACAUGAGUAUGAUCCAUCAAAUGAAUCUGGAAAUAUUCCUGAGCUGAAGAAAACAGAGGAAGAUGAACAGCUAGAACAUGUGGAUGGCAAAGACAACGUGAACAUCAGGGGAGAUCCAUGUCCCGAAAGCAAACCUUCAAGCACAAGUGAGCAAUUGAAAAAUCCACCCAACCCUGAUUUUCAGAUGGAAACUGUUACAACGGAGUCUGUAUAUUGGAAUCCAGCAGGACCACCAAUCGUGCAUCAAAGUGCACUGCUGCAACAUCAUAUCCAGCUUGAUGAAACGGCCUCAUUCACUCAACUUAUUUCUGCAACUGUAGAAGAUGAUAUCGCAUAUGAUUCAGCUCUGGAUAUGAUACUGAAGUCUCUCUGGCACAUUAGCUUUUUCAAGAAGGAGUUUCCCCUUUGCCAACCACCAGGUCCUAAGCACACAAAGAAGUCCGACCGACGUGUUUUCUGUGCAUUACAUAAUGUGCUUUCUCUAUUUGAGGAAAAACCGAUAGACGAUGUCACCAAUGAGAUGUUAUAUCAUUUUCUUCUAGGUGACUUGCGCAUUUUCCUAAAGGUCACUCAUCCUAUGGAAAAUAGUGUUGCUGAGCUGUUAGGAGCAAUUUUUGAGUUUCUGCAUUCCUGGGAAAGUCCAUAUGGAGAAAGCCUUGUGGAGUCUCUUUUUGGACUUGAAGAAUUUAAGAGAAUGAACUGCACUAGAUGCCAACGGGAGCGGAAUUAUCCAGAGUUAUGUUGCUAUGGCCUUGUUAUAAGUGCCGAUGUUCUCAGAGGAAUCAAGUCUGAAUUUGGUAAUGUUACGUUUGAGAAUGCGCUUGAGGUUAUCCGGGUGAAUCGAAUGAUGCUUUGUGACCCUGUAAGAGGAGGGUGUGGACAUCGAAAUCAUGUUCAUCAGUUUCUAACAAGAUUCCCAUUUGUCUUCACAAUUGUACUUGAAUGGAAGAACAAUGAAUCUGAAGAAGAGAUAUCGAACACAGCAACUGUUUUGGACACAGAAAUAGAUAUCAGUGUGCUAUUCGAAGAUGUAAAUCCAUUGAUCAAAUACCGUCUCGUAUCAAUGGUUAGUCUGGGCAAGGAGGAACAUAAUUGUAUAGCUUAUGAAAAUGAGAGAUGGGUUAUAUAUGCUCGUUCUGCAAAAGAGGACAUUGGUGACUGGGAGAGUGUUCUUAAGCUUUGCAGCAAACGGAAGGUUCGGCCUCAGAUUCUGUUUUUUGAAGCUAUUUGGUGGACUGAGAAGUUAUAGGUCAAUGUCUGCAUAUCGUAAAAUCUGCUUAAUAAAAAGCCCAAAUAGUUUAUAAAAGAGUUGUGAAUUCUUCAAACCAGAGGUAACUGCUGUGUAGAUUCUUUGUUCUUUUGUAUGAAACCUGAAUGUAUGUUUCAAAACAAUAUAUAUUGUUAGAUUCAUUGGGUCA
Messenger RNA from Tarenaya hassleriana, 5062 nucleotides. RefSeq lists its product as uncharacterized. Bases 673 to 4893 code for a protein of 1406 amino acids. Gene Ontology annotation, biological process: protein deubiquitination. The transcript has 13 exons. Lineage: Eukaryota; Viridiplantae; Streptophyta; Magnoliopsida; Brassicales; Cleomaceae. Gene Ontology annotation, molecular function: cysteine-type deubiquitinase activity. The record is from RefSeq and is a predicted model, not a curated record.